AUGCCACGCUGCUACAUGGUGAAGAAGGCAUGCAACAAGUAUCAGACACCGGCAAGAGACAGUUGGGGCGUUGGAGCGUCGCGCGACGGCGAAGCACUGACAUCCGCGGCAGCGUCAACAGCAACAGCCUCUACGACAGCCACCGCUGCAGCAACGGCCACGACAGCAGCAGCCGCCGCCGCCGCCGCCGCCGCUGCAGCAGGAACCAUCGGCGACCCCCGCGAGGACUCCCCGUGCCCUGUCAGCCCUACGGAGGGCUGCGUGGCGCCUCCCAGCCCAGCCGACUUCUACCGACCUCUCACGACUGUCGCCCCUCAUCAAAGUUACCUCAACGACUUCAUCCCGCAGAGCCCCGAGGAGCCGAACCUGUCCGUGGUGCACACGGAAGUGCUGACGCACGAUGGAGGCAUCCCCAUCUUCCGACUGCGCAGCGCGGAAGAGACGGAGGCGGCGCACGACCUCCUGGAGCUGUCC
Gryllus bimaculatus (two-spotted cricket) is the source of this 474-nucleotide messenger RNA. Lineage: Eukaryota; Metazoa; Arthropoda; Insecta; Orthoptera; Gryllidae. The record is from the annotation of a GenBank genome assembly.